Messenger RNA from Leopardus geoffroyi (Geoffroy's cat), 1025 nucleotides. RefSeq names its product interleukin 17D (gene IL17D). Gene Ontology annotation, cellular component: extracellular region. The record is from RefSeq and is a predicted model, not a curated record. Gene Ontology annotation, biological process: inflammatory response. Lineage: Eukaryota; Metazoa; Chordata; Mammalia; Carnivora; Felidae. Gene Ontology annotation, molecular function: cytokine activity. The transcript is spliced from 2 exons. The coding region runs from base 271 to 879 and encodes 202 amino acids.
GCGGCGGCGGCGGCCCGGGGCGCGCGGGCCGGCGCUGGGCAGGGCCCCGGGGCCCCCUGGGGCGGCGGGCGGGCGGGGGCGGCGCUCGGGGGCCCGUCUGGUCAGCACCCAUCCUCCGGGCGGGCCUCACGGUCCGCGGCGCGACGGGGGCGGGGGGGGGGCGGAGGGGCGGGGGGCGGGGGGCGGAGGGGUGGGGGGCGGGGGCGCCCAGCGGCUCCCAGACCGCGGCGGGGCGCGGGCGCUGAGCGGCGGCCUGUCUCGCAGGUCUGGAUGCUGGCGGUCGGCGUUCUGCUGGCGCUGGCGCCGGGCCGGGCCGCGGGCGCCCUGAGGGCGAGCAGACGCCCGGCGCGGCCGCGGGGCUGCGCCGAGCGGCCCGAGGAGCUCCUGGAGCAGCUGUACGGGCGGCUGGCGGCCGGCGUGCUGGGCGCCUUCCACCACACGCUGCAGCUGGGGCCGCGCGAGCAGGCGCGCAACGCGAGCUGCCCGGCAGGGGGCAGGCCCGGCGACCGGCGCUUCCGGCCGCCCACCAACCUGCGCAGCGUGUCGCCGUGGGCCUACAGAAUUUCCUACGACCCUGCCAGGUACCCCAAGUACCUGCCCGAGGCCUACUGCCUGUGCAGGGGCUGCCUGACCGGGCUCUUCGGGGAGGAGGACCUACGUUUCCGGAGCGCCCCGGUGUACAUGCCCACCGUCAUCCUGCGGCGGACCUCGGCCUGCGCGGGCGGCCGCUGGGUGUACACCGAGGAGUACGUCACCGUGCCCGUGGGCUGCACCUGCGUCCCCGAGCAGGAGAAGGAGGCCGACGCCGUCAACUCCAGCAUGGACAAGCAGGGCGCCAGGCUUCUGCUCGGCCCCGGCGACAAGCCGGGCCGGCCCUGAGGCCCUUGCUGCCCGAGGCCCGCGUCCCCGGAGCCGCCUCCUAGGCGAGAAGGCGAGGACGCAGCGAGCAAAGGGGACAACGGGACGCGCCUGCGCGGGACGGGCCCUCCGCCCGGCCGGCCGCCCUCCCACCCCCGCUUUCCUUC